AGAAAUGCCCAGCAGCCGGCCUGUGAGUCCAACUGAGCAGCUUGUUAUCAUGCACAGGCAGGAGGCGCUGAUCAGAGCCACUCAGAGUGAACCCGGUGAAAGAGACCUGGAGAGGUACACACACUACAUCAACACCAGCGUCCCGAUUCACAUGCUGGCCCCCUACUCACACCAGCAGAUGGUUAACAUCAUGAGCCGGCUGCCUCCUGAGCGCGAAGGUGCCAGCAAACACCUCCGAACUCUGAGGGAUGACUUGACGGAGGAGGUCAAAAGAGAUUAUUAUUCCAGCCUCAGGAAGAGCAUAGGUAAAACAGUUGGCAUUUACAGUGGAUAUAAAAAGUCUGUUUGCCCCGUUGAAAUACCAGCCCUCUGUAACAUAGAAAGUUGUUAUUCUGCUGUCUAUGUAUAA
Fundulus heteroclitus (mummichog) is the source of this 409-nucleotide messenger RNA. Its product is annotated as dynein heavy chain 3, axonemal-like. The transcript is spliced from 3 exons. The record is from RefSeq and is a predicted model, not a curated record. The coding region runs from base 5 to 409 and encodes 134 amino acids. NCBI's taxonomy places the organism in Eukaryota, Metazoa, Chordata, Actinopteri, Cyprinodontiformes, Fundulidae.